Sitophilus oryzae (rice weevil) is the source of this 961-nucleotide messenger RNA. RefSeq lists its product as uncharacterized. The transcript is spliced from 3 exons. The record is from RefSeq and is a predicted model, not a curated record. The coding region runs from base 445 to 897 and encodes 150 amino acids. NCBI's taxonomy places the organism in Eukaryota, Metazoa, Arthropoda, Insecta, Coleoptera, Curculionidae.
UGAGGAAUGUAAUUAUGAUGCUUUAUACAAAAAAGGUCUACAAAUCAGAUAGUAGGAACAAAAUUUAGGUGUUGCAAUGUUGCAAUACAUUUAUAUAGCAUAAAUAAUAAAUAAAGCAUAAAUCAUUGUCAAAUUGUGUCCAAUUAACUUGGUUUGAUUCUAAAAAUACGUAGUAUAUAGUUCUAUGUCCACGGAAUAUUGGGACACCCUGUAUAAUUAAAAUUAUAGAUAAAUAUAUUGGUAGGUAUAAUUAUUCCUAGAAAAUAUUGUUUUUAUCAAUGCAAUACAUAAAAUAAUGGAUUCUAUACUUUUUAUCAAAAUAAUUUUUUUGUGAAUUUAAAAAUUACUUUAAAUAAAUAUUCCUUAUCACGAGUAUAAGACAUAUAAAUGUAUCUAUGUUGGUUGAAUGUCAGCCUUUGUAAUGUGUAUUAUUAUUGUUAAAAAAUGAGACACUUUAUUAUGUGUGUUGGAGUGGUAAUAUUUUUUACAUUUAUUUCGCUAGGCUUUUCACAACAACAGGAAUGUGCAGAUCCGAAUGCCGAAGUAAGAUUUGACCAUCCUAGAUGUGUAGUGACUUGCAAACAAAGAAAUCUAUUGAAAAACCCAAGUUUCUGUUUCCAGCCCGAUAUUGGUAGAUACAUGGUCCAGCGAUGUUUCUGUAAGCAAAACUACUAUUUAAACGAAGCAACCAACAGAUGCGUCGAUGCUGUCCAAUGUCCGUGCAAUGCCACGAACGGUGAAGUUUCCAGAUAUCACAACGAAUGCGGGAAUAACUGCGUAACUUUUCAUACUGACUGCAAACCACUGUUAGUAGGCGGUUGUUGGUGCGAUAAUAUAUCAUGUAGGACACCACAAGGAGCCUGCGUUCUUAAGGAAAUGUAUUAUAGUACAGUAUAAUCAAGAAUAAGUACCAGAUUUAACUGUAUUUUAAAUAAAAUUAUUUUUUACAUACUAAAUAAAU